Messenger RNA from Sceloporus undulatus (fence lizard), 604 nucleotides. RefSeq names its product potassium voltage-gated channel subfamily E regulatory subunit 1 (gene KCNE1). The transcript has a single exon. NCBI's taxonomy places the organism in Eukaryota, Metazoa, Chordata, Lepidosauria, Squamata, Phrynosomatidae. Bases 17 to 397 code for a protein of 126 amino acids. Gene Ontology annotation, cellular component: membrane. Gene Ontology annotation, molecular function: potassium channel regulator activity; voltage-gated potassium channel activity involved in ventricular cardiac muscle cell action potential repolarization; transmembrane transporter binding. The record is from RefSeq and is a predicted model, not a curated record. Gene Ontology annotation, biological process: negative regulation of delayed rectifier potassium channel activity; potassium ion export across plasma membrane; regulation of heart rate by cardiac conduction.
CAUUCUUGACAGAACAAUGGCAGUGCCGUCCAACAACACAGCACUGAACUUACUCCUUUCAAAACUACUAGAGGACUACGUAACUAAAACAAACCACCCCGUGCCUGCACCAGUCACAGCAACGAGCGACCACUUGGAAGUAGUGUUUAUACUCUUGUUGUUCUGCUUCUUUGGCUUCUUUACAUUUGGAGUCAUGCUGAGCUACAUCCGUUCCAAAAAGCUUGAACAUUCAAAUGAUCCAUACAAUGUGUACAUUGCCACAGACAUUUGGUACAAGAAAGAUAAAGCUAGCUUUCAAGCCAAAGUAGUGGAAAACUAUAAAUCAUGUUGUGUACUGAAAAACCAGCAUGCAGUAGAACAACCUACCAGUCACAUUCCAGAAGUAACGUCUCCAUAGUAAAUGGGCAAUUAACUUUGCAGGCAUCAUGCUGGAUGUUCAAAAUGUUCCAGAAAACAAAAGAAAAGGAAAAGUUCUUGGAUUAUCAUUAUCAAAAGGAAAAUGACAAGAACAUAGUAGUCUUUAUGCAACCCCAAAUGCAUGAUUGGCUAUGCUGAUUGGGGAUGAUGAAAGUUAUAGUCCAAGACAUCUCAAGGGCACCAAGUU